GAGGUUUUGUCAUCUUUGCGCCCAGUUGAGAAGGGCAACCUGGAAAGCCAAAGCCGAAGGCCAAAGCUCUUAAGACUGAGUAGCCGAACAAAGUUCACCGCCAAACUCUAAACCCUUCUCUCUGUCUCUUCAAUAGCUUCCUUACUCAAUCAUGGCUGACAACACAGAGGUACCGACGGAGUGCGUGAAAUCGGUGAAGUUCAGUUUCUUCAGCGACGAAGAUGUUCGAAAAAUCAGCGUUAAGAAGAUUACAAAGGAUCAGUAUCUUGAUGUCAUGGGCAGACCCGAGCCUGGUGGAUUGUAUGAUCCUCAUUUGGGCCCCCUCGAAGAAACCGUCCCUUGCAAGACAUGUGGGCAGUACUAUAGUCCUUGCCAUGGUCAUUUUGGUCAUAUUGACCUCGUUGCUCCGGUUUAUAAUCCCUUGCUAUUCAAUAUUCUGUACAAUAUUCUUCAUAGAACUUGUUUCUUUUGCCACCAUUUUCGGGCAACUAGAAAACAGGUUGAGACAUGUGUUUCUCAGUUAGAACUCAUUGCGAAAGGUGAUAUUGUUGGGGCCAAAAUAUUAGAAGCUGACAUGCCAAGUGAAACCUUGUAUUCAGAUGACAGUGAUGGGAGUCAAUAUGAUGAUGUUGGGCAUUCAAGGCAGCAAGGAUGGACCUCUCUUCAGUUUACUGAAGCAAUGUCUGUUUUGAAAAAGUUUUUGAAGCCGAGGUCUCCGGCUUGUAAGAAUUGUGAAGCCAAAAAUCCUGCAAUCAGUAAACCUACUUUUGGAUGGUUUCAUAUGAGAGGAAAAUCAAGUGAUGCUAGACAGAAUGUUAUUCGAGGGCAUAAUUUGGAAGGGUCAUUCACUGGUAGAACUAAUAAAAAAGCUUUGCCUGAGGUGGAAAAUAGCAAUGAUACGACUCCCUGGAGUGAUGUUGUUGAUUCUGCUGAAACAGAUACUGCCAGUGACACCUCUCCUAGACCACAAGAUAGUGCUACAAGAAAGCAUGGAGGAAAAGGAGGGGAAGUGCCUCAUCAGUUUGUUAAGCAGAAAGAUUUUUUUUCGGGACCUCUAUUACCAUCGGAGGUUAAGGAUAUUUUGAAGGAUCUCUGGGAAAAUGAGGUUGAACUCUGCUCAUUCAUCAGUCAUAUUCAGCAUCAGGGACUUGAAAUGAAAGUUGGUGAAAUGAAAGAUGAUUACUCCAUGUUCUUCUUGGAGACUAUUCUUGUACCUCCAAUCAAAUUCCGCCCCCCAGCCAAGGGAGGUGAUUCAGUAAUGGAGCAUCCACAAACUGUCUUGUUAAAUAAGGUGCUACAGUCAAAUAUACAAUUAAGAUUUGCUCAUGAUGACAACUUAGAGCGCUCAAAGAUAGUGAGCCGGUGGAUGGAUCUCCAACAAUCAGUAAAUGUGUUGUUUGAUAGCAAAACUGCAACAGCUCAAGGUCAAAGAGGUAUAGCUUCAGGAAUUUGUCAGUUGCUGGAAAAGAAGGAAGGCAUGUUCCGCCAGAAAAUGAUGGGAAAGAGGGUCAAUUAUUCUUGCCGCUCUGUCAUAUCCCCAGAUCCCUAUUUAGCAGUUAAUGAAAUUGGAAUCCCUCCAAAUUUUGCAUUAGAAUUAACCUAUCCUGAGAGGGUGACUCCUUGGAAUCUUGUCAAGCUGAGGAAAGCUAUCAUCAAUGGUCCUGUAAUACAUCCUGGAGCUACACACUAUGCUGAUAAGCUGGGUAUUAAGAAACUGCGAAAAGAACAUCUAAAAGAACGCAUUUCAAUAUCAAGGAAAUUGCCAUCCUCACGAGGUCUUCUCACACAGCAUGGAAAAGGAAGUGAUUAUGAAUUUGAAGGAAAAUUUGUACGUCGUCACUUGCAAGAUGGGGAUAUUGUGCUUGUCAACAGACAGCCAACUCUCCACAAGCCUAGUAUAAUGGCACAUGUAGUUCGUGUGUUAAAGGGGGAGAAAACACUUCGUAUGCACUAUGCAAACUGCAGUACGUAUAAUGCUGAUUUUGAUGGUGAUGAAAUGAAUGUUCAUUUCCCACAAGAUGAAAUUUCUCGUGCUGAAGCGUACAACAUUGUAAAUGCAAAUAAUCAAUAUGUCAAGCCCACAAGUGGUGAACCCAUCAGAGCCUUGAUUCAGGAUCAUGUAGUAAGUGCUGUACUUCUUACAAAGAAGGAUACUUUUUUUAGUGCUGAUGAGUUCAACCAACUUCUUUAUUGUGCCGGCCUCUCAGCUGCAAGUCCAGCUUCUUUUAAUGGAAAAUUUGGCCAGAAAGUUUGCAUAUUAAACUCUGACUGUGAGAUGCAGCCCCUUCCGCCUGCAAUAUGGAAACCGGUGCCUCUUUGGACAGGGAAACAGGUAAUCAGUGCCUUGCUGAAUCAUAUUACAAAGGGUCGCCCACCAUUUAAUGUUGAAAAAGACGCGAAACUUCCACAUGAUUUUUUUAAGAGUAAUAGAAAUGAAAAGAAAUUGAACAAAGAAGAAAAGUCUGAUAAAGAUGCAUCAAAGGAAAAGAAGCGAGAUAUAGAGAAAACAAGUCAAGGGAAAAAGGUAGACAAAGAUGCACCAACGAGGAAGGAGCCUGAUGAAGAUAAGUUGUUGAUACAUAAGAAUGAUUUGGUGCGUGGUGUGAUCGACAAGGCUCAGUUUGCUGAAUAUGGUUUGGUUCAUACAGUGCACGAACUCUAUGGCUCAAAUACUGCAGGUGUCCUGCUUUCUGCGUUAAGUCGCUUAUUUACUUCUUUUUUGCAGGUGCAUGGGUUCACAUGUGGAGUAGAUGAUCUUUUGUUAAUGAAAGAGAAAGACAAUGAGAGGGAAGAAAAACUUCAAGAUUGUGCGGAAGUUGGAGAAGAAGUUCAUCUUAAGUUUGUUAAUGACAAGGGUAGUGUUAAAAUAGAUGCAGAUGUUCUGCAACUGAAUAUUGAAAAAAAAAUACGCAGUAACGGAGAAUCUGCCUUAACAGACUUGGAUCGGAAGAUGAUAAGUAAACUGAAUGAAGAAGUAAGCAAGGACUUUUUCAAAGAGCUGUUGUCCAGAGGGUUAUUGAAACCCUCUGGAAAGAACUGUAUUUCUCUCAUGACUACAUCAGGGGCUAAGGGUGCUUCGGUUAAUUUCCAACAAAUAUCUUCUCAUUUAGGCCAACAAGAGCUAGAAGGAAAACGAGUCCCUCGAAUGGUUUCUGGAAAGACCUUACCCUGCUUUCCUCCAUGGGAUUGUGCAGCUCGAGCUGGAGGCUUUAUUAUUGAUCGGUUUCUUACUGGAUUGCAUCCUCAAGAAUACUACUUCCAUUGCAUGGCUGGUCGUGAAGGGUUGGUUGAUACAGCAGUGAAGACAUCUCGCAGUGGAUACCUCCAAAGAUGCCUAAUAAAAAAUCUUGAGUGCCUAAAAAUAUGUUAUGAUCAUACUGUUCGUGAUGCUGAUGGUUCCGUUAUUCAAUUUUUCUAUGGAGAAGAUGGUGUAGAUGUCCAUCAAACAAGUUUCAUUGCUAAAUUUGAAGCACUAGCAGCUAAUCAAGAAAUUUUUUCCAAAAAAUUUCGUCAAGGGCUUCACAAGUCCAAUGUUUAUAUUAAGGGAUUGCCUUCUUCUCUUGAAAAAAAAGCGAAGGACUUUGUGCAUAAGUUUACCUUGAAGGAGAAAAAUCCUGAUAUUUUAAAAGAAAAGGAUUUUUUGAAGUUAAUGGAACACAAAUACAUCUCAAGUCUUGCACAGCCUGGAGAACCAGUUGGUGUGCUUGCAGCGCAGUCUGUAGGAGAGCCAUCAACUCAGAUGACGCUGAAUACGUUCCAUCUUGCUGGGAGAGGUGAAAUGAAUGUGACACUUGGAAUUCCGCGUUUGCAGGAAAUUUUGAUGACUGCUGCAAGAGAUAUUAAGACACCCGUGAUGACAUGCCCUUUCCAAGUUGGGAGGUCAAAGGAAGAUGCCUCUUGUCUUGCUGAUAAGUUGAAGAAGAUAACUGUAGCAGACAUAAUAAAGAGUAUGAAAGUAUCAGUUGUGCCAUUUGCUGUUCAUGAUCACCAGAUUUGCAGUAUUUACAAGCUUGAGAUGAUGCUUUACGUACCUGAAAACUAUCCAAAAAACACUGAUAUUUCAUUAGAAGAUUGGGAGGAAACUCUAGAGGUUGUUUUUGUGAGGGAAUUGGAGGAUGCCAUACAAAAUCAUCUGCUCUUGCUUUCUAAAAUUAGUGGCAUCAAAAAUUUCAUGCCAGAUUCAAAAUCAAAUACAUCAAAUGGGACAGAUGAUGAUGAUGUAUCUGGCAACAGAUCACAGCAUGAGGAAGAUGCUGAUGCUGAUGAAGAUGCUGAUGAUGGUGCAGUGUCUGAUGAUCUGGGUUUGGAUGUACAAAAGAGAAAACAGCAAUCAAUAGAUGAGAUGGAUUAUGAUGAUGCUUCUGAAGAGGAUCCAAAUGAAGGGGAGCUAUCAGCUGGCUCUGAAAGUGAAAUUGAUCAGGCUGAGAAUGAAAUUGAAGUUACUAAGGAUGAUGCGAUUGAGCCACUUGAUGCCCUAGAUAUAUCAUAUGAACAAUCAGGAAAAUCCUCUAAGCAUAAAUCAAAGGACAAAAAGAAUGAAUCAAAAGCCAAAAGAAAGAAGAGAUCCAGGGGAAAACUAGUGAAAAAGGAGUAUGAUAGAGCAUAUUUUGUGAAAGCUAAGGGAAUGCACUUUGAGAUCCAUUUUCGAUUUACUAAUGAACCUCAUAUUUUACUGGCUCAGAUUGCUCAAAAAACAGCCAAGAAGGUUUACAUCCAGAGCUUUGGCAAAAUUGACGGGUGUACAGUUGUUACAUGCCAAGAAAAGCAAGUGAUAUUCUAUGGUAAAAAUCCCAAAGCCAGGAAGGAUAUCUCGCCUGCAGAAAAGGAAAAAGUUCCAGCACUGCAAGCCACUGGAGUGGAUUUCGGUACAUUUUGGCAGUUUCAGGAUGUUCUUGAUGUCAGGUGCGUAUAUUCCAACAGCAUUGAUGCUAUGCUAAACACAUAUGGUGUGGAAGCUGCCAGAGCAACUAUCAUCAGGGAAAUACAACAUGUUUUCGGUUCUUAUGGGAUAUCUGUCAAUAUGCGGCACCUAACACUUAUUGCUGACUAUAUGACUCAUUCGGGAGGGUAUCGUCCAAUGAACAGACUUGGGGGAAUAGCUAACUCGAUAUCUCCUUUUUGUAAAAUGUCUUUUGAGACAGCUUCUAAAUUUAUUGUUGAAGCUGCAAGUCAUGGGGAGACAGACGAGUUGGAGUCUCCAUCUGCUAGGGUUAUUCUUGGGUUGCCGGUGAAGGUAGGUACUGGAAGUUUUGAUGUUAUGCAGAAGUUGGAAAUCUGAUGUAGAGAGAUUGUAGCUUUUAUGGAUCUGGAAUAGAUGUGCUUUAACUUUGUAGUUUGUAUCACAAAUUUUGGGAUUUAAAGUAUGCUACAACAAUGUGCAGCAUCAAUUGUGUCAUGUGUAUAUUUAGUUAGUAAAGCUUUUAGCCAGAUAUCCUAAUUUAUCCUUAGGUCCACAUGACUUGCAACGACAGUUGUAUCUGUGUGAAUUUUGUCAAGCCUUCGAGAUUUCUUCAUAGCAAGUACUCUUGUAGAAGUAAUAUAAGUUGCAAAAUUUUGGUGAAAUAUGAUUUUAUUU
Quercus lobata is the source of this 5575-nucleotide messenger RNA. RefSeq names its product nuclear RNA polymerase A1 (gene NRPA1). Gene Ontology annotation, biological process: DNA-templated transcription. Gene Ontology annotation, cellular component: RNA polymerase I complex. The record is from RefSeq and is a predicted model, not a curated record. The coding region runs from base 152 to 5278 and encodes 1708 amino acids. Gene Ontology annotation, molecular function: DNA binding. Lineage: Eukaryota; Viridiplantae; Streptophyta; Magnoliopsida; Fagales; Fagaceae. The transcript is spliced from 21 exons.